AUGCGAACAAGCUCUGUGCUCCCAAAUCGUGAAGCUUCAAGAAAACAUUGGUUGACAUUGUCUGUACCACCCUCAACCAGCAUGCCCAGCAAUCCUUGGAUAGCAAUUGCUGAUAUACCAGAUGCCCAACCAGGAUCAAAUGAACUAGAGAAAAGUGUAAUUGGGAAGCAAGCUGCAUCAAAUGCUUCCGUAAAAUCCUUCCCCGUAAGAUGGUUGCCAGCAAGAUCUAGAAAGGUCUUGAAAGCUGAUAAUUGUAGCUGGAUCUCGAUCGCAGAGUUGCGGCCCACUCUGUCUCUAUUUCCCUGGCAACAAGAGUGGAAACUUGUACAUUUAAGGGCCCAAUCAGUGAAUUUCUGGACCUUGGCACCAGCUUCUGCCUUCAGAACUUCAUCUCCAUUGCAUUCUUGUAGUCAUUCGUGCAACCUGCUAAGUUGGGAUGGAAAGUUCUGA
This is a messenger RNA of Fraxinus pennsylvanica, 450 nucleotides long. The record is from the annotation of a GenBank genome assembly. Lineage: Eukaryota; Viridiplantae; Streptophyta; Magnoliopsida; Lamiales; Oleaceae.